Chlorella variabilis is the source of this 813-nucleotide messenger RNA. RefSeq lists its product as hypothetical. The transcript has 7 exons. The record is from RefSeq and is a predicted model, not a curated record. The coding region runs from base 1 to 813 and encodes 270 amino acids. NCBI's taxonomy places the organism in Eukaryota, Viridiplantae, Chlorophyta, Trebouxiophyceae, Chlorellales, Chlorellaceae.
AUGGAGUCGGGGCAGGCGGCCGACCUCGCCAUCUUUGUCUGCUGCUGCGCCCUGCUACUGGGCUACAACAUUUUCUACUUCUCCGUCGCCUCAUUCACCUUUUUUAAGAGGCGGUACAUCAUCCUGUACGCCGUCAACCGCCAGUCGCGGGCCUCCUGGGUGCAGCACCUGUCCAAGGAUUCAAAGGAGGGCAUCAAUGCGGUGCAGACAAUCAGGAACCAGGUGCUAGCAGUGUCCAUCCUGGCGGCAACCACCGCCCCGCUGGCGGCUCAGUUGAUCAAUGUGAUCACAGACACUGCCAAGCUGCAGCAGGUGGCAGACUUCUCCAAAAGCGACCCCAUCUCAAGCGUUGCGCUGUUCUCCCCGCAAAUCAAACUUGGCAUCGCUCUGGGAAUCCUUCUGUUGGCUGUCAUGGCCUACGCUCAAUCCGUGCGGCUGUCGGUCCACAUAGGCGAGCGCGUAUGCCGGCUGCGCCGCCUGCCGCUCGGCUACACGAUACGCGUGGUUGCCAGCGAUCCAACGGGCUACACCGGCCUGAGCCACCUGUCGGUCACGCUGAUGCGCCGCUCCAGCCUGUACUUUGCCAUAGGCCUGCGCCUGUUCUUCGUCUUCGGCCCCCUCGUGCUGUGGAUCAUCGGCCCUACCACGCUGCUGGUGGCCACGCUGCUGGAUGUGGCGGCGCAGUUCUUGUUUGACGUCGUGCCCGCCGCCGCCUGCGAGCCGGAGCCUGGGGAGGACGACAAGGCAGAGGCGGCGGCAGACGCGUCGGCGGCGGCCAAGGCAGACGCGGCAGCGGUCGCGGAGCACCAGUGA